AUGGCGAAAUAUUACAAUAUUUCGGCGACCUGGAUAGACUGCACCUCGAUGGUGUUCAUGGUGAUCUACAUUGCCGCAGUAUUCCCCAUUUCGUACGUGAUGGACGUGCGUAACAUGAGACAGUCGGCCGUGAUCGGCACCGUGGGCACGGCACUCGGCGCGUGGGUAAAAGUGUUUUCCGCCGAUCCGUCUCAAUUCAAAGUGGUCCUCCUGGGCCAAACGGUGUCGGCGAUCGCGCAGGUAUUCCUGCUCAGCAUCCCGUCGCGUCUGUCUGCCACCUGGUUCUCGCCGGAAGAAGCGUCGUCGGUGUGUGCGUUCGGAGUGUUCGGUGCUCAGCUUGGAAUCGCCAUUGGCUUUUUCCUCACGCCGAUGGUCAUCGUCAAUAGCGACGAUCCGGCGGCAAUCGGUGUAGAUCUGCAAGUGUUUCUGAUGGGUGUAGCCGGAUUUUCGACCAUGAUCGCCUGCAUGGUGAUCGCCAUCUUCAAAUCCGAACCACCCUUCGCUCCAAGCCACGUGCAGGCUCUACAGCGGACAAUGAAACCACGGCGCAAAGACUACUGGCCGUCGGUGGCGCGGCUGAUGAGGGAUCACAACUAUCUCAUCCUGGUGCUUGCCUACGGUAUCAACUCUAAUGCGUCGUACGAGUACAUCAACGAGCUGAUCAAAUCGGAUGAGUUGCACAACUACGAGCGGAAGCUGCGCCAGCUGGCAGAGAAGAACAUUCUGAUCUCGGCAAAUCUAAUUUCGACCAUCAUUGACGACUACUUCAACGAUGGGUACAGCUGGUGUGUGGAAACGAUUAAAAACUCAUACUUUUCUACGCUGGCAAGCGAUUUGGAGCUGAAGAAGGCCGUAAUCUAUUUGAAGCAGGACGACUUUCAACAGGCCAUUGACACGCUGAAAUACUUCGAAAAGAAAGAGUCCAACAUUGCCAUCAAUGCGGCCAUAAAUUUAAGUUUCAUUUACAUUUUGAAAAAGGACGUUGCGGCCGCAGAAACAUAUGCCGAGGCGGCAAAAAAGAUCGACAGCUACUGCCCGGCGGCCUUCAUCAACAGUGGUGUUUGCUUCAUGCUGAAAAAUGAUUACGAAUCGGCCAAGCUGAUGUUUACCAGCGCGCUGGACAUCGAUUCGACCUCGUUUGAGGCCCUGUACAAUAUGGGAUUGAUCUUUAAGAAGCUGGCCGACCACAACACAGCACUGCUGUACUUUCGGAAAAUCAUUUCCAGCCUUGGGCACGAGCAACACCCGGAGGUUUUGUAUCAGAUUGCCCAACAAUAUGACUUGCUGGGUGACGUGAGUACGGCCCUCGAGUACUACCUCCAGCUGCUCAGUCUGGCGCAACAGGAUCACAAAAUUAUCCAACGCAUCGGAGAGCUGUACGAAAAGGAUGGCGAGCGGCAACAGGCGUACCAUUACCAUCACGAGUCGUACCGCAUCUAUCCAAUUGAGUCCAGCGUCAUCAACUGGCUCUGUUCGCACUACAUCGAACUACAGGUGGUCGAGAAAGCGAUCGGCUUCUACGAAAAGGCGAUCCUUCGCAACCCACAGGAUCCGUACUAUCUGUUGCGUAUUGCCGGCUGUUAUCGUCGCAUCGGAAAUCAACAGAAAUCGAUGAACCUCUUCCGAAUGAUCCACGAGCACUAUCCUGAAAAUACAGACUGCUUGCGGGCGCUCAUGCAUCUGACACAAUCGCAGGGGAACAGUGAGGCAUACGAAAAGUUCGCCAGUGAGUUGCAAAAGCUGGAAAAGCAGAAGGAAGUUCGGCAGCGCAUCGGCAAUGGCCGGCCACCAACAAGCAGCAACUCUCGCCUCUCCAGCGGAGAGUACAGUAGUGCGCGUGCAGCAGUAACCGCGUCUCACGAAGGAUAUCAAGCUCCCGGAACGGCUUCCGGACAUCACAGUACAGGCCAGACCAGUAAAAGCGCCGACGUAUCACCUGACUAUAGUAAUAAUUUUGCGCAGGCUGCGUACACUUACGGAGAUCCAUUGGGACCACCACAAGAGCGACCGCGAACCGGCGUUCGCCGGAAUCUUACGUUUGAAGACGAAUCGGAUGAAGAGAUAAACACCUACGAUCUGUUGCCAGUCUGA
Messenger RNA from Anopheles bellator, 2091 nucleotides. Its product is annotated as intraflagellar transport protein 88 homolog. Gene Ontology annotation, cellular component: centriole; ciliary base; non-motile cilium. The transcript has 4 exons. NCBI's taxonomy places the organism in Eukaryota, Metazoa, Arthropoda, Insecta, Diptera, Culicidae. The record is from RefSeq and is a predicted model, not a curated record. Gene Ontology annotation, molecular function: transmembrane transporter activity; kinesin binding. Gene Ontology annotation, biological process: non-motile cilium assembly; transmembrane transport; intraciliary transport. The coding region runs from base 1 to 2091 and encodes 696 amino acids.